AGACAGGAGGUGCUAUUAAGAAGAAUACGUGUUAUGUCAAUAUACUGACGCAUUAACCUCAAUUUUGCUUAUUUUUAAGUUAACGCAAAUGACGUUAAUGUUACAUUGUUAAACUAACAAUUGCGUUCUCUCGUUCGUUAUUUUACUUCUUUACUUUUCAAGAGGAAUCAAAAAGGAGAAAUCUCAAAGCAGACUAAGUCAUAGUUUGUCGUUAGUAUCUUUGCAAAAAUUCUUGCUAAUUUUUAUAUCAAACGUUUCUAUGUUUAUAAAUAAAUAUUUAAAUUGAUCUUUUAGCUGUUGGUCUACAAAGUAAAGAAAGAGUAAAUAUUUACAUUUUUUGUAGACAAUCUUAGUAUCUCAUAUUUCUGUAUUGUUCUGUAUUGUAUUCUGUACAAAAUAAAAUAUUAGUUUGUUAAAGUUCUCCGUAUAUUAAAGAAGGAUGACAUCGUACUAAAAAAAUUUGGGAAAAGUUUAACAAAUUGUCUCUGAAAAGGAUUUCAUAGGAGUUUAAACAUGGAUGUCAGCGCAUUGUUCAAAGCCAGUGUAAAAACAGUGAAUUUACGCAACAAGGAACUCGGCACGGUGACUAAUACGAAGGAUCUCCUAAAGAAAACCAGAAACAAGAGUUCCUUCCACUUCAAAGCGCACGAUGUAGUCGUGCAGAUCUCCAGACUGCGGGAAUUUCUGCUGAAGAGUCGGAAAGUUUAUCUGGACUUCCACAACCAUCUGUGCACCGCGUCCCACAUGACGGACGCGGAGCGCGAUGAAAUCGACGCCGGGGCGCAGAACAUAAUGAGUAUUUGCUCGCAGCUCGUCAAGGAUCUCAAGAGGGAGGUCGCGGCAUGCGAGCUAUCUCAGCAGAAUAUGGAGCAUCGCGAGAUCAUGCUACUGAUGAUAGAAGAUUACCUGAAGAACGUCUGCAAGAUAUAUUCGGAGCAGAAGGCGAUGCGCGUGAAAAAGGCCAUGGAGAUGCGGAAGAUCGUCCGACUGCAGUCUGAUACCAAGUUCGUCGACCAGUCGUCGUCAAUAACAGAUGACAGGAAGUUGGCCCUGAACGCGACGCAGAAAUUGACGGACGAUCACGAGAGUAAGAACGACUCGAACGACUCGAGCCCGAUGAAGAUCCAAGAGAUCAACGGGGACGUUAACACGCUUACGUACGAGGAAGAGCUGUCGCCAGAAGACAUCCAGAUGUUCCAUUCGGAGAACGAGCAGCUGUAUAGCGAGCUGAAUACUUUGACGGAGGAGGUCAGCCAGAUCGAGAGUAAGGUGGUUCACAUCGCCGAGCUGCAAGAGAUCUUCACAGAAAAGAUCCUUGACCAGGAUAAAGACCUGGACAGAUUGAUGACCACGGUCGUUGGAUCGACGGAGAACGUGAAGGAGGCCAACGAGCAAAUUCGACAGGCGAUUCAACGGAACGCCGGACUCAGAGUGUGGAUCCUCUUCUUCCUACUGGUGAUGUCGUUCUCUUUAUUGUUUCUCGAUUGGUACAAUCCGUAAAUACUUUGUUAUAUUCUCAAUUACUAUUAUGAAAAGGAGUUUUGGGAAAGGGAAGAGAAAAAGAGGGAAGGAACGCAUUUGCCAAAAUAUGAUUGUAUUUUUCCCUCAGACAUUGUACAUAAUAGAUAUAUAACUUACAUUUUAUAAGGUAUAUAUAUAUAUAUUUACUUAUAUAUACACAUAUAUUACCGCCUAUCUUAUCCCGUGUUUAUUUUUUUUUUUACAUAAGGGGGAAAUUUCCUCUAUCAUUGACAAUCACGGGUCCAGACACAUUAUCUUUCGUAAAAGAUAUUUUUCACGGGCGGCAUAUUAAUUUGUUAUUACCGUGAUAUAUAUAUUUGACGAAUACUUUAUCAGUAAAUAAAUUCAUUCCCAUUUCA
Molecule: messenger RNA, 1880 nt
Organism: Odontomachus brunneus
Lineage: Eukaryota; Metazoa; Arthropoda; Insecta; Hymenoptera; Formicidae
Gene: Syx18
Product: syntaxin-18
Exons: 2
Coding region: 514-1500 (328 amino acids)
Biological process (GO): retrograde vesicle-mediated transport, Golgi to endoplasmic reticulum
Cellular component (GO): SNARE complex; endoplasmic reticulum
Source: RefSeq, a predicted model, not a curated record